GCCAUCUGAAAGCUCUGGCGGGAGACAACGCAUUGACCGCAGCUCGUAUUUGUCAGUUUAAGUAACGGGUUUCGCGAAAUAACAUCUGUUUUACGUCUACACGUUAUUCUCGAUCAUAGUUUGAAUUCUUUUUCCUUUUAAUUUGGGAGGAGAGGCAACCUAGACUUCUCUAUUCCCCUGGUUUAACAGCAGAGUCUGCGGUAUUGGACUAAUAGCUCGCAAGCUAAGAAGUGAAGCCAAAUCCUCAAACGUUUUACUGGAAAACGUCUGUUGAGUAAUUGAAUUUGUUCUCGAUUUAUUAGUCUUGCAUUGUUUUUUGGGGGGGGGAAUUGUGUCAAUUUCCUUGAUACUGCAGUAAGGUUAGAGCAAUGGCAAAAGUGCAAGUGCUAAAUGUAGCUGUCCUGGACAACCCGAGUCCGUUUGGAAACCCGUUUCAAUUCGAAGUAACAUUUGAGUGCAUGGAGGAUCUUCCCGAAGAUCUCGAAUGGAAGAUUAUUUACGUGGGCUCAGCGGAAAGUGAAGAGUAUGAUCAAACUCUUGACUCUGUCCUGGUUGGUCCAGUUCCUGCAGGCCGACAUAUGUUUGUGUUUCAGGCGGACGCUCCAAACACUGGCCUAAUACCCGAGAGUGAUGCUGUGGGUGUCACUGUUGUUCUGAUCACAUGCACAUACAGAGGACAGGAGUUUAUACGCAUCGGCUACUAUGUUAACAAUGAGUACACGGACACUGAGCUUCGUGAGAACCCGCCCCUCAAACCUGACUAUGGACAGCUCCAGAGGAACAUUCUGGCUUCCAACCCACGUGUAACCAGAUUUCACAUCAACUGGGAGGGAUGUGCUGAGAAAAUGGAGGAUUCCGAGAACGUGGACCCUGCACCCAACACCAUGCUGCCCCCAUCCUGCACUCCGGGAAAAGCACCUCCACUCGGCCUGGUGCCGGACAACUCCAUGGACUGUUUGUAGUGACGCAGGCUCCUGUGAAUAAUCCUCACAUCUCAAGGCUCAUCCGUGAGCUCAGGUCAAUCUGGACACUGUGGAGGAGAGGCGGGAUUAUUCAAACACAUCAGGAAAAAAAAAAAAAUUUAUCUAAUUUUGAUACAGUUGCCAAAUGUAUUUGAAACAAAUCAGUGGUGUUGUGCAGCAUAUGGCAAAUCCUCCAGUAUGCAAUAAACAUGCUUGCUUUUCAGUUUGAAACAUGAAUGGAGAGCUGAUGAGUCAUGAAUCUAAGACAUGAUUUAGGUAUUAGGAUGUGCUGCAUUUUGAACUUUUGAUCCAAAACAGAUCCUUCCUCAAACCGAAGGAAUGGAAGAUCAGCUCAGCAGAUAAGAUGUCAGAUGCAUAAUUCAUUUAACAGACACAAUCAGCAGUCAUUUUGUAAAAGGUUGCAGCGGACAAUAUUUUUGUAUGUGGG
Messenger RNA from Sinocyclocheilus grahami, 1410 nucleotides. Its product is annotated as histone chaperone asf1b-A. Lineage: Eukaryota; Metazoa; Chordata; Actinopteri; Cypriniformes; Cyprinidae. Gene Ontology annotation, molecular function: histone binding. The transcript has 4 exons. Gene Ontology annotation, cellular component: nucleus; chromatin. Bases 369 to 962 code for a protein of 197 amino acids. Gene Ontology annotation, biological process: DNA replication-dependent chromatin assembly. The record is from RefSeq and is a predicted model, not a curated record.